Ruditapes philippinarum (Manila clam) is the source of this 1170-nucleotide messenger RNA. RefSeq names its product egl nine homolog 1-like. Gene Ontology annotation, biological process: cellular response to hypoxia; peptidyl-proline hydroxylation to 4-hydroxy-L-proline. Gene Ontology annotation, molecular function: peptidyl-proline 4-dioxygenase activity; ferrous iron binding. The record is from RefSeq and is a predicted model, not a curated record. Gene Ontology annotation, cellular component: nucleus; cytoplasm. Bases 31 to 1155 code for a protein of 374 amino acids. Lineage: Eukaryota; Metazoa; Mollusca; Bivalvia; Venerida; Veneridae. The transcript is spliced from 2 exons.
UUCGCUGCGUUGUUAUCAAAACAAGGAAACAUGGCGGAUAGCCUACGUGACGAUACAAGCAUAGACAGUAUUAUCAAUAAAUGUGAUAUUUGUGAGCGUGUUGUCAACCUGAAAUUGUGUGCUAGAUGUAGGGCAGUAGCAUACUGUUCGAAAAAUCAUCAAAAACAAGCUUGGCCGGAGCACAAAGCUUUUUGCAAAAGAUCAAUGCAGAAAACAGCCGCGAAAACUAGUGACAGUGUCAAUAAAACAGAUACCGGGGGCUUAGGAGAACAGUUAUCAUCUUUAUCGAUCGAUUCUCAAGUAGCAUCGUCUGCUGUCACGUCCACAAAGAAACGUGUUAUGCAUCAGUGUGAUGAAUUAAAAAAAGACGAAUAUUAUGAUUUGUUUACAAGUGAUUGCGAUUCAUCACUUGAAACUUGUCAUGCAGAUGGAGCCACAGCGAUAAAAAAUACGGAAAAUAAUUUACCAUGUGACAGUGAACAACAUAAGACUGAUAUAAAUACUGAAAAUAAUGCACAGUUUAAUGCAGAAAGUGAUGUAACUGAAAGUGGAAGCUCUGAGAAGUUUAUUCUUGAAACUGAGGAAUCGGUUUUGCAUGCCCCAGAUUAUACGCAGCAGGCCGAAGCACAAAUAACUAGCAAAGUAAACGAUAAAAAGAUGCCAUACCUUAGUGUUAUAGAAGGGAGAAAUAAGACUUUAGGUGAUUAUGUCAUUAAAUGUCUUAAUUCUUAUGGGAUAUGUGUUUUAGACAAUUUUUUAGGAGAUUCUAAAGGAACUGAUAUUCUAGAUGAUGUGAUGUUGAUGCAUGAACAUGGUGAAUUAACUCGUGGACAACUUGUUAACACUAAUUCCCCUGGAAAUGAAGUGCGAGGGGAUGUUAUCACAUGGGUAGACGGGUCUGAACGUGGUUGUAACAAUGUUAAUUUUCUUAUUUCUUCAAUAGACGCUAUUAUGUUACAUUGCCAAAGAUCUCUUGGACAAUAUCAUAUUAAAGGAAGAUCAAAGGCAAUGGUUGCAGCUUACCCUGGCAACUCAACGCGAUUUCUCCGACAUGUUGAUAAUCCCAGUGGUGAUGGGCGCUGUGUUACAUGUAUUUAUUACCUCAAUAAAAACUGGAAUUCUAAGGUAAAUAGACAAAAAAAUAUCAGUUUUUGAAUCCCUGAUGUAAAA